AGGCACGCCGGGAGGCUGCUUUCCUGUCUGGCUGGCUUUCCUCUCCAUCCCUUCUUACUCCACAGGAAUGUUUCUGGAUGCUUUUUUUCCCCCCUGUGCGGUAACAGAAAUCAGGCCAGCCAGGGGAGGAGGAGGCAGAGAGCUAUUUCAGGGAGCCGCUGUUAUCUGCUCUGUGUUAAUCCCCGGCUGGGUGGGGGGAAGGUUUUCCCUGAGUGCUUUAAUGGGAGAGCAUAUAUUAAACAUUGAAAGGCAAAGAGAGGAAGAGGAUUAGAGGGAGAGAGAGGAAGCCGGCUGCGGGUUUUACACGGGUUGUCCAUCUGCUCUGCUUUUAUGGAUGCAACAGCAUAUCUGUGUAUUGAGGUCCUUUUGCAUCGCCAUUAUCCAGGAGCGCUGGAAGCCCCCACACUCCCCUUCCUCCCGGUUUUGCCUCCCGCAGUAGCUGAGCUGUAGGGAUAAUGGAGCUCAGUACCGUGGUAGCCACCGUGGAAAGCGGGGAGCAAGACACAGUCCUCAAGGUGCUUCAGAUCUACAACCAGGAGAAAUCUCAGUGCUUCACCUUUGAUGAUGAGGAGCGGGAGGAGAGGAAGAAAAUGGCCCAGCUGCUGAUCAAGUUCCUGGAAAGAGAGCUGCAGCCGUCCUGCCAGGUCACCUGUUUGGAAAGCAUCCGCAUCCUGUCCCGGGACAAAUACUGCCUUGACCCCUUCACCACCAAGGAAGGUCUGAAGACCCUCUCCAGGCAUGCUGGCAUCGAUUACUCAGAGGAGCUCAUCCGGGAGGUCCCAGACUUGGAUGUCAUCCUGGAAUCCCUCAAAUGUCUCUGCAACAUUGUCUUCAGCAGCCCUAGGGCACAGGAGCUGACAGCUGAAGCCCGGCUGGUGGUGGGCCUGGCCAAGCGCAUCAAACUGUACAACGAGAGGAGUCUUCCUCAUGAGGUCAAGUUCUUCGACCUGCGUCUCCUGUUCCUGCUGACGGCGCUGCGAGUGGACGUCCGGCAGCAGCUAGCCCAGGAGCUCAGGGGCAUCAGCCUGAUGACGGAUACCCUGGAGCUGACCCUUGGUGUAAAGUGGAUGGACCCCUAUGAAGUUGCCACCGAGGAGGGGCUUCUCCCACCUUUGCCUCGGCAGGAGACGGAGCGAGCCAUGGAGAUCCUGAAAGUGCUCUUCAAUAUCACCUUUGAUUCCAGCAAGAGGGAGGUGGACGAGGAAGAUGCUGCUCUGUACCGGCACUUGGGUGCCCUCCUGCGCCACUGCCUCAUGAUCUCUGCUGAUGGAGAGGACCGGACAGAGGAGUUCCACAGUCAUACGGUUAACCUUUUGGGCAACCUGCCCCUGAAAUGUCUGGAUGUCCUCCUGACCCCAAAAGUCCGGCCAGGCUCACUUGAGUACAUGGGUGUCAACAUGGAUGCAGUCAGCAUCCUGCUGGAUUUCCUGGAGCGACGCCUUGACAGGGGCCACAAGCUGAAGGAGAGUUUGACCCCUGUGCUGAACCUGCUGACUGAGAGUGCCCGAGUCCACCGCCAGACGAGGAAGUUCCUGAAGGCGAAGGUGCUGCCUCCGCUCCGGGACGUGAGGAAUCGCCCAGAGGUGGGGAACUCGCUGCGGAAUAAGCUGGUGCGUUUGAUGACCCACAUCGACACUGACGUGAAGCACUGCGCGGCAGAGUUCCUCUUCGUGCUCUGCAAGGAGAGCGUGUCGCGGUUUGUGAAGUACACGGGCUACGGGAAUGCGGCUGGGCUCCUGGCAGCACGAGGCCUCAUGGCUGGUGGUCGGGAAGAGGGAGAGUACUCAGAAGAUGAAGACACAGACACUGAGGAGUACAAAGAGGCAAAGCCCAACAUUAACCCUGUGACGGGACGCGUUGAGGAGAAACUGCCCAACCCCAUGGAAGGGAUGACUGAGGAGCAGAAGGAAUAUGAAGCCAUGAAGUUAGUCAACAUGUUUGACAAAUUGUCCAGAGAGCAGGUCAUCCAGCCCAUGGGCGUCACGCCCAGCGGCAACCUGGCCCCCAUGGAGAACGCCAUCCACGACAUGGCUGACGAGAGGUCGUCGUCCGACUCGGACCUGGGGCUGGACUGAUCCAGAGCUUGCCCCGGCCUCGGAGAGCUGGGGAGCCUCCGUCCGCGCUCCCUCCGGAACUGGUGCUGCACCCAGAGGCUGGUGCGGGGCCAGGACUCUCCCUGUGGGACCCGGAUCCAGCCUGGACCCCUCACCGUUCACAACAAGGAACACCUGCCUCCUUCCCAGCUCCACAACCACCUCUCCUUCCAGAGGGUCUUCAUGGCCCGCCUCCGCCUCGGUCUCUCCUGUCAGCAGCCUUGAGGAUUUCAUACUCCAAAUUGCUUCCAGGACUUUCCAGUAGGAUAUUUUUAUUUUUUUUUUUUAAAUACAUGAUGUUUGGGCAGAAGGGCGGGGGGAGGAUCUGUCUGUCACACCGCCGGGGCUCAGCAACCUGCGGAGCACCUGGUGCGUGUGCCGAUGCUCGUGUGGCCGCUUGUUGGCGUGUGCGUGGCCGUAUGUGGCUACGUGUGGCCGGCCCUGCGUGGGGGGAAGGAGGGACUGCGGGAGAGGCUGCGAGCGGCUGCUCAGGCAGUUCUCGGGGGGUCCGCGGGGCGUCUUGGCGCAGUGCAGCCGUUCCAUCAGCAGGUAGCCGAGUGUGCGCGCGCUGCGUAUGGCUGAGCGUGACGGUGUCUGUGCACACCCAGGAGCGCAUGGACUUGCGCGUGUCCCCGUGAGUGCAGAGUGGUGUGCGCUCUGCAGGGAGGCGAGGAAAGCCUUUGUGUGACGCUGCCAGCAUUCCCCUCGGCCGCAGGAGAGAAAGGAGCGGGUGACUGCCAGGAACGCUCUGGGAUUCGGUCUCUGGCACCGCGCAACGUUCCUGUUACCAUGGAGUUUAGUUUCUGGCAUGAGCCUUUCCCCAUCUCAUGCUUUCCAAAUGAAAGGCCAAAAUCUGGGCUUUGUCUGCUGCCCCCGCGGCUGCCUCGGCUUUCCCACAUGUCCACUGCUGUUUGCACCCGGGGCUGCUGUUGGUCCUGUCCUUCGCUGUGGCUUAGAUCCGUCUUUUUCGUUUUUUUUUUUUCUGUUUUGUUCUUUUUCUUAAAGAAAAUUGUUUUAAAGAAAAUAUUCCAGUUUGUCUCAUGUACCAGAGUUCCAAAACUUACUAUCACAAGUAGGAAUGCAAAAGUGAAGCUAGAAUAAAGAAAACCUGACAAAUGGG
Messenger RNA from Chroicocephalus ridibundus (black-headed gull), 3213 nucleotides. It is a transcript of the gene RIC8A, whose product is annotated as RIC8 guanine nucleotide exchange factor A. Gene Ontology annotation, molecular function: G-protein alpha-subunit binding; guanyl-nucleotide exchange factor activity. The transcript has 11 exons. Gene Ontology annotation, cellular component: cytoplasm; plasma membrane. Gene Ontology annotation, biological process: G protein-coupled receptor signaling pathway. The coding region runs from base 456 to 2075 and encodes 539 amino acids. NCBI's taxonomy places the organism in Eukaryota, Metazoa, Chordata, Aves, Charadriiformes, Laridae. The record is from RefSeq and is a predicted model, not a curated record.